AUGGAUUUCCCCAAAAGGACACAUCUUUCCUUUACUUCUCUCAUAUUUCUUCUGCAUCUUUGCGCAAUUACAUUUGGCGUGACUGAUACUAUCUCCAGGACCCAACCUCUUUCAGGCGAUCUAACUAUUGUGUCAAAAGAAGGAAUUUUGAGCUUGGAUUGUUCUCUCCAGGAUUGCAAUAUCUGGAAUAGUGAACUCUGGGAUCUUAAACAAUUACCUAAUGGUAAUACUGAUGGUUUAGAUAUGUAUAUACGUCUUGCAGCAUCUGAUACUCUAGUUCAAGAUAGUGAAAAGAAGGCACACCAUGUUAGGCUUAUUGUGUUAAUUGCAGUGCUGGGUAGUAUUUUUAUGGCACUAUGUGCUCUUAGCAUAACAGUUAAGAUGUUUCAAAGGACUUCAUCUAAAAAGGCUUUCUCAGAUAAUUACUCUCUCGUCGUCUAUGAUUAUUCAUUUUUGCAGCACUGCACAAAGAAUUUUUCAGAUAAAGUGGGGCAAGGUAGCUUUGGUUCAGUGUUCAAAGGAUUGCUCCCAGACUCCAAACUAAUAGCUGUCAAGAAGCUUCAAGGCAUGAAACAAGGAGAGAAGCAAUUUCACACCGAGGUGAGGGCUUUAGGGAAAAUUCACCAUAAUAAUCUAGUCCACCUCAGUGGGUUCUGCUUGAGAGGAGCCGAAAGGAUGUUGGUUUAUGACUUUAUGGUGAAUGGAUCUCUAGAUGCUCAUCUCUUCAAGGAUGAGAAGAUAUUGGAUUGGAAUACCAGAUUCCUAAUUAUUCUAGGUGUUGCAAAGGGAUUACAUUAUCUCCAUGAUGAAUGCCAGGAGUGCAUCAUACAUUGUGAUAUAAAGCCUGAAAAUGUACUUCUUGAUGUAAACUUCAGUCCAAAACUGGCUGACUUUGGUUUGGCGAAGCUUAUGGAUAGACAUUUUAGCAGGGCCUUGACAACUAUGAGAGGAACAGCAGGGUAUCUUGCACCAGAAUGGAUUGGAGGUCUUCCCAUAACACCAAAAGCAGAUGUAUACAGCUACGGAAUGAUGUUAUUUGAGAUAAUUUCGGGCAGAAGGAAUUCAGAAUUGAUGGAGAACGGAACCAUAAGGUACUUUCCAGUGUGGGCCACAAUAAGGAUAAGUGAAGGUGACAUUUCUGAAAUUCUGGACCAGAGACUAAAUGACGUGAAUUUUCAAGAGCUAGAGAGAGCAUGCAAGGUUGCAUGCUGGUGCAUUCAGGACAAUGAGUCUCACAGGCCAACCAUGCGGCAAAUAGUUCAAAUCUUGCAGGGCAUUCAAGAUGUCAGCGUGGCCCCAGUACCGGUAUUUUUAAAACAACUAGUGGAUGGAGAAUACAUUAGCUCAUAA
Molecule: messenger RNA, 1350 nt
Organism: Miscanthus lutarioriparius
Lineage: Eukaryota; Viridiplantae; Streptophyta; Magnoliopsida; Poales; Poaceae
Source: the annotation of a GenBank genome assembly